This is a messenger RNA of Erythranthe guttata (spotted monkey flower), 897 nucleotides long. The record is from RefSeq and is a predicted model, not a curated record. NCBI's taxonomy places the organism in Eukaryota, Viridiplantae, Streptophyta, Magnoliopsida, Lamiales, Phrymaceae.
UUUUCUGCUCUGACUUUCGUUUCUCAUCCUUGUUUUUAUCUGUAAGAAAUUUCCCAGUUUUCUUUCAUUUGUUUGAUAAUAAUCCGAUAAUUUACUGUACGUUAAUUAUGUGAAUAUUGUCUGUUCUUUGCCUGAUUGAAAUUUUUUAGCAUUCCGUUUUCCAAGAUUUCACUUUUAUCUAUUGUAAUUCGUCUAAGGUAAUGAUCCUACGUCAUGUGUAUGGUUGUUGGUCUUUUUGCAGACAAGUUUACCGAAUUUAAUGGAAAAUAACGCACUUGAAUUUGGUGAUGCCGGGGGCUCGUCUUCAGCUCCAGCUGAGAUGGUUAAAACUAUAGUAUUGGUUGGGAGAAACGGUAACGGGAAAAGUGCAACGGGGAAUAGUAUACUUGGAAGAAAGGCAUUUAAGUCGAUGUCUAGAAAUAAUGGUGUUACCAAAACCUGUGAGAUGCACACAACUUUACUUGAAAAUGGGCAAAAUCUUGCUGUGAUUGAUACUCCAGGAUUAAUGUUUGAUUGUUCCGCUGAAUCAAAAUAUAUUGGGAAGGAAAUUGCUAAAUGCAUCAAUUUGGCUAAGGAUGGUAUACAUGCUAUUCUUCUUGUUGUGUCAAUUAGGACCGACCGUUCAAGAGAAGAAGAAGCAGCUGUUGUGUUUAUGUUGCAGGCAUUUUUCGGAGCCAAAAUUAUUGAGCAUAUGAUUGUAGUUUUUGUCGGUGGUGAUGAGCUUGAAGAAUGUGAUGAAACUCUUGAUGAUUACUUGAGUCGCGAUUGCCACCAACACUUGAAGGUACAAAUCUCAUUGCGCGUUGUCCAAUAAGAAAUAGUUGCAUGUUUACGUAUUUGAUUUGUUUCUUGUGAACACGGGUUUUAUGAGUUAAACCAUGAUGCUUCUUGUCUUGU